Molecule: messenger RNA, 2284 nt
Organism: Xyrauchen texanus (razorback sucker)
Lineage: Eukaryota; Metazoa; Chordata; Actinopteri; Cypriniformes; Catostomidae
Gene: gstt2
Product: glutathione S-transferase theta 2
Exons: 5
Coding region: 32-718 (228 amino acids)
Biological process (GO): glutathione metabolic process
Cellular component (GO): cytoplasm
Molecular function (GO): glutathione transferase activity
Source: RefSeq, a predicted model, not a curated record
AACACGCGCUGUUGCUGUCAGACAGAUCGGAAUGGCUGGCAGACAGUUUGUAAAAGUGUAUCUGGAUCUCUUGUCACAGCCAUGCAGGGCUGUACUAAUAUUCCUCAAAAACAACAAAAUACCACAUACGAUGGUAAACGUGGCAUUACGAAAAGGGGAGCAGAAUUUACCUGAGUUCACCAAACUCAACCCCAUGCAAAAAGUGCCAGUGAUGGAAGACAAUGGAUUUGUCCUCACUGAGAGUGAUGCUAUAUUAAAGUAUCUGGCAACAACCAACAACGUCCCUGAUCACUGGUACCCCAAACACCCUGAGAAGAGAGCCCGGGUGGACGAGUACACAGCAUGGCAUCACAUGAACACGCGCAUGCACGCUGCCAAAGUCUUCAUGUUUGAAGUGCUGCUACCGCGUAUGAUGGGACAGCCCACAGAACCUGUGAAGAUAGAGAAGGCACUGGCGGAGCUGGAAGACACACUGGACAAGCUGGAAAACAUGUUUCUCAAGAGACAGGCCUUCCUAUGUGGCGAUGACAUCUCAUUGGCUGAUUUGUUAGCAAUUUGUGAGCUCAUGCAGCCGCUGGGCAGCGGGAGGGACGUUCUGAAGAACAGACCCAAACUGCUGAGCUGGAGAACCCGUGUGCAGUCUGCGCUCGCCGACUCCUUUGAUGAAGCACACAGUGUUGUCUACCAUCUCAGGGAUAAAUCCAAAGCUAAACUGUGAAAAAUCAGGCCUUGCAACUCAUUGUAACUCACUCUUGACAGAGAAAAUACACAGAUUACUCACAACAUUAAAACUACCUGCCUAAUAUUGUCAUAAACAUGCCACCCAAACAGCACCAACCCGCAUCUCAGAAUAGCAUUCUUAGAUUAUAUUCUUCUCACCACAAUUGUACAGAGCGGUUAUCUGAGUUACCGUAGACUUUGUCAGCUCAAACCAGUCAUUCUCUGUUGACCUCUCUCAUCAACAAGGUAUUUUCAUCUGCAGAACUGCCGUUCACUGGACUUUUUUUUUUUUGGCACCAUUCGGAGUAAAUUCUAGAGACUGUUGUGCGUGAAAAUCCCAGGAGAUCAGCAGUUACAGAAAUACUCAAACCAGCCCGUCUGGCACCAACAAUCAUCCAUGCGAUUAUCUAAUCAUUCAGAUACAGGUCAGGAGCAGUUAAUGUUCACAUCAUCCAUCAGAAUGGGUAAAAAAAUUGAUCUCCGUGAUUUCCACAGUGGCAUGAUUGUUGGUCGCUGGUAGUGGUGAACUUUGCCAUGAACUCUCGAUUUUCACAAGGGUUAAGCUCAAUCGACAGCAUUUGUGGCAUGAUAUUGAUUACAACAAAAAUUAAUGGACUCAUUCCUCCUUUUCAUUAAAAAAUGCAAUUAUCCUGGUUACUGUGAGGCACUUACAAUGAAAGUGAAUGGGGGCAAAUUUAUGAACAUUCAAAUACUUUUUCAAAAGUUUAGCAAAAAGACAAAGGAUAUGCGUGUACUCAUGACUUUAGUGGGAUAGUCACAAACCUUAUCUGUGUAAAGUUAUAGCCGAUUUUACAGCUUCGUUACCAUGACGAUAUAGUCAGGUAGAGUUUUAAUAGACAAAUUAAUGCAAGUGCUUUUAUAAAAUUAUAAGCUUCACAUUUCUGUUUAAACCCUCCAAUAAUUGCAAAAUCUGCCAAAAGGGCAACACCUCCCCCUCCAGGAAGGGAAUGGGGGAUUAAGUCAGGACAGAGUUCUCACUGGCCUGAAUCUGGUGGAGGAGUGUUACGAGGAGGGGGGUGUGGCCACGCCGUGAUGACACACACCUGGCGAUGAGUUGACUAAUCAGUGGGAGAGAGAUAAGGGGGGCUGAAGAUUCCAGUUCGAGACGCAUGAAGCUGUGUGUCUUUGUUUGUUUUGCAGUUUAUCUUUGAUUUCAGUUGGUUAUCAAUGUUUUACUUUGACCGUUCAGCUGGUUCCCGCCGCCUCCUUGCACAUCUUAAGAAUGUUGUUACAGCCACAAACGCUGUUGAUUGAGCUUAACUUGUACUGAACCCGGAACAUUUCCUUUAAGUUGAUUUUUCUUACCCAUCCAGGUCCAAUUUUCUUUAAAAUUGUAUUACUAAAUUUUGUUAGAUUUAUAUAUAUAUAUAUAUAUAUAAAAAAUGCAUUUUACCAAUGGGAUAAAAAGAAUUUUCUUUGUCGUCUUAUCUCACACAAUAUUGCUUCUUAAGGAAUUAUUGUUUUAAAGAAUGUUUAGAUGUUAUUACUGGAAAACAAGAAUUUUUUUUGCUGCAUGGGAAUAAUAAAGGAUCUUAUCUGUCGC